This is a messenger RNA of Closterium sp. Naga37s-1, 834 nucleotides long. The record is from the annotation of a GenBank genome assembly. NCBI's taxonomy places the organism in Eukaryota, Viridiplantae, Streptophyta, Zygnematophyceae, Desmidiales, Closteriaceae.
AUGCGUGCUUGCACUGCAAGUCAGUGCCUCCCAUCCCCACCCACUCGCCAGCAGCCAUGGCCGCAGCGCCUGAGAGAGGGCCCGUCAGCAGCGGCAUGGUCCCAAAGGCCAGGGCACGCCCUCCUGCCUCCCAUCCCAUCCCUUCACACAGCACAGGCCUCCCAUCCCAUCCCUUCACACAGCACAGGCCUCCCAUCCCAUCCCUUCACACAGCACAGGCCUCCCAUCCCAUCCCUUCACACAGCACAGGCCUCCCAUCCCAUCCCUUCACACAGCACAGGCCUCCCAUCCCAUCCCUUCACACAGCACAGGCCUCCCAUCCCAUCCCUUCACACAGCACAGGCCUCCCAUCCCAUCCCUUCACACAGCACAGGCCUCCCAUCCCAUCCCUUCACACAGCACAGGCCUCCCAUCCCAUCCCUUCACACAGCACAGGCCUCCCAUCCCAUCCCUUCACACAGCACAGGCCUCCCAUCCCAUCCCUUCACACAGCACAGGCCUCCCAUCCCAUCCCUUCACACAGCACAGGCCUCCCAUCCCAUCCCUUCACACAGCACAGGCCUCCCAUCCCAUCCCUUCACACAGCACAGGCCUCCCAUCCCAUCCCUUCACACAGCACAGGCCUCCCAUCCCAUCCCUUCACACAGCACAGGCCUCCCAUCCCAUCCCUUCACACAGCACAGGCCUCCCAUCCCAUCCCUUCACACAGCACAGGCCUCCCAUCCCAUCCGCUGCACAGUCGCUGUGACCAGCUGGCAGCACUCGCCAGCAGCGGCGCCCGCGGUGGAUGGAAGAGGGCCAUGCCAGCAGCAGUGUGGUCCCAAAGGCCAAUAG